AUGGCUGAGGUGACUAGCUCGGGCGAGCCCGUGGAAAGCGGCUCUCCGCCGCCGCUAACUCCUGUCGGUGCCUUCGCCCGGCGGGGAGCGCUCCGCCAGAAAAACGUCCACCAGGUGAAGGAGCACAAGUUUAUCGCCCGCUUCUUCAGGCAGCCAACCUUCUGUAGUCACUGCACCGACUUCAUCUGGGGUCUAGGUAAACAAGGAUUCCAGUGUCAAGUCUGUUCCUUUGUCGUCCACAAGAGAUGCCAUGAAUUUGUGACCUUCGCCUGCCCGGGAGUCGAUAAGGGUGCAAACUCAGAGGAUCCGCGGAAUAAGCACAAGUUCAAAGUUCACACGUACAGCAGCCCCACGUUCUGCGAUCACUGUGGUUCGUUGCUGUAUGGGCUGGUGCACCAGGGCAUGAAGUGUAACAGCUGCGAGAUGAACGUGCACAAACGGUGUGUGAACAACGUGCCCAGCCUGUGUGGGAUGGACCACACAGAGAGACGCGGUCGCAUUCACCUCAAGUGUGAGAUCCACACUGACAACGAGCUUCACGUCACAGUUGGUGAAGCCCGGAAUCUGAUCCCGAUGGAUCCGAAUGGACUGUCAGAUCCCUACGUGAAGCUCAAGUUGAUCCCAGACCCCAAAGGACAAAGUAAACAAAAGACCCGUACGAUCCGGUCAACCCUCAACCCCAUCUGGAACGAAUCCUUCACCUUCUCCCUGAAGCCAUCAGAUCGGGAACGCCGUCUCCUGGUGGAGGUCUGGGACUGGGACCGGACGUCCCGUAAUGACUUCAUGGGAGCCAUGUCUUUCGGAAUCUCGGAGCUAUACAACAUCCCUGUGGAUAGCUGGUUUAAACUGCUGGCCCAGGAAGAAGGAGAAUACUUCAAUGUCCCUGUGGUUUCAGAUUCGGCCGAGGACCAGGCUGAGCUGUGUAAGAAGCUGGAGACGAUACUGCGCAGGACACGAGAACCACGUACGGGCACGCAGGACGGAGCGCAGACCCAGCCAAUAUCCCCAAGUCCUCAAUAUCAGGGCCCGUCAGUCCCAAACCAGAAGGGAUUGCUCUCACCGCCCCUAUCCCCACGUCCUCAAUAUCAGAGUCCGUGUGUCCCAAACCAGAAGGGAUUGUUCUCACCGCCCCUAUCCCCACGUCCUCAAUAUCAGAGUCCGUGUGUCCCAAACCAGAAGGGAUUGUUCUCACCGCCCUUAUCCCCACGUCUUCAAUAUCAGGGUCAGUCAGUCCCAAAGCAGAAGGGAUUCUACUCACCGCCCGUAUCCCCAAGUCCUCAAUAUCAGGGUCCAUCAGUCCCAAACCAGAAGGGAUUGUUGUCACCGAAGGUGAAGUUAACCCCUUCCACACCAAAGCCUUUCAGUCCAACGAACUCCAAGGUCUCCCUGAAUCUCGGGAACAGUUUUGGACCCUCGGAUUUCAACUUCCUCAUGGUCCUGGGCCGGGGAAGCUUUGGAAAGGUGCUGCUCGCCGAGCUGAAGGGCACUGAAAAGCUGUUUGCGGUGAAGACACUGAAGAAAGACGUGAUCAUGCAGGACGAUGACGUGGAGUGCACGAUGGUGGAGAGGAGGGUGCUGUCCAUGGCCGACCCGCCACACUUCCUCACACAGCUCUACUGCUGCUUCCAGACCAUGGACCGGCUGUUCUUCGUGAUGGAGUACGUGAACGGUGGGGACCUGAUGUAUCACAUCCAGACUGUUGGUCGCUUCAAGGAACCACACGCCGUGUUUUAUGCAGCAGAAAUAGCGAUUGGCCUCUUCUACCUCCACGACCACGGCAUCAUCUACAGAGAUCUGAAGUUGGACAACGUGCUCCUCGACUCUGAGGGACACAUCAAGAUUGCGGACUUCGGAAUGUGCAAGGAAAACAUUUUUGAUGGGGACACCACCAGGACCUUCUGUGGUACCCCCGACUACAUUGCUCCAGAGAUUAUAUCCUACCAACCCUACGGCAAGUCUGUCGAUUGGUGGUCUUACGGGGUCUUGCUAUACGAGAUGCUCGCAGGACAGCCUCCAUUUGAUGGGGAGGACGAGGACGAGUUAUUCCAGUCUGUGCUGGACCGCACCGUGACGUACCCCAGGACUCUCUCCCGAGAGGCCGUGUCUAUCUGCAAGGGGCUGAUGACGCGGAACCCUGCCCGUCGGCUGGGCUGCGGAAUUGACGGGCAGCGGGACCUCCGCGAACAUCCGUUCUUUCGGCGGAUCGACUGGGAGCGGCUGCGGAACUUGGAGGUGCAGCCGCCGUUUAAACCCCGGCCGUCCGGGAGGAACGGCGAGAACUUUGACAAGUUCUUCACUCGAGGGGUUCCCACCCUGACGCCACCCGACCAGCUCGUGCUCCUCAGCCUUGACCAGGAGGAGUUCAGCGGCUUCUCGUUCAUCAACCCGGUCUUCCCAACCCCGCCCCCGCGUGGACCCCUCACCCAGGGGGUGUGAGGGUCUGUGGCUCUCUCCUCCGCCCAGGGACUCCCUCCCCUCCUCCCUAAAGUCCCCACCCCAGCCGAAGGAAGAAGGGAACCUCUCCUGCUCCUCUGUCCAUCUCCCCCCCCCCCUUACAGUGUUGUGCACCCCCUACGCUCCCCCCUCUGCCCGCGCUGGUCUCUGAGAACACAUUCAGAUUCGAAUUUCUUUAUCAUUGAAAUGCAUUGUUUGCUUUAAUGACCAAUGUGCCCACAGGCGCCCAGUACAGCUUGCCUGCGAUGCUCGACAGGCAACCAUACGCAGCAAGUGUCAAAACGACAGCCCGCACAUCCACAGGCAGGCCUUUGACCCCCCCACCCCGGGCUCGCUAAUGAUGGGACCCCGAACUCCAGGCAUCAAAUAUCUCUGUAAUAAAGUUUAUCUGUGGUUACCGUUGUCUGGUUCAUGGGGU
This is a messenger RNA of Mobula hypostoma (lesser devil ray), 2872 nucleotides long. Its product is annotated as protein kinase C alpha type-like. Gene Ontology annotation, biological process: intracellular signal transduction; peptidyl-serine phosphorylation. The transcript is spliced from 23 exons. NCBI's taxonomy places the organism in Eukaryota, Metazoa, Chordata, Chondrichthyes, Myliobatiformes, Myliobatidae. The record is from RefSeq and is a predicted model, not a curated record. Gene Ontology annotation, molecular function: ATP binding; zinc ion binding; diacylglycerol-dependent serine/threonine kinase activity. The coding region runs from base 1 to 2436 and encodes 811 amino acids.